Molecule: messenger RNA, 1384 nt
Organism: Lolium perenne
Lineage: Eukaryota; Viridiplantae; Streptophyta; Magnoliopsida; Poales; Poaceae
Source: RefSeq, a predicted model, not a curated record
UGCCGAACAAGGCCUAAAGAGGGGCGCGCCGGCGAAGCAAUAAUGCCACCCCGCCGCCGCCGUGCGCUCAGCUGAGGAAAGAGACCGGCAAUCGAGACAGGAGAUGGUUCCGUUGAAAUUCCUCUCACGCUGGAUUCCUCGUCUCUCCAAUGUCGCCACCACUCCUGCCUCAGCGAACCGCUUCGCCUCUACAGCUCCACCUCUCCUCACUGCAUCUGGGACGCCUCGCUGGAGGCCAUCAGCGCUUGCACAACGAGUUCCUCCAGGCUUCCCUGCAUUCAGUUCACCUAGCCGCCGUCUUUCUAGCUAUGCCCCUCCCGCCAAUAAUGUUGAAGAUGAGAGGAAAAGAAGCGGGAACGAUAGUUUUUGUUUUAAAGAUGCUUCUGGGACAACCUUGGAGGUCAUGGAUAGCAAACCUGAUACAUCAGGAGAAGUUGUGGUUGCAGCAGCGACACCUGAUUAUUUAAUGGAGAUAUUUCCAAAUAGCAGCCAUCGCGACGGUUCCAUAUACAGCGGCACAGACGAUUGGAAAAUUGACUAUCGUAUUGCUGACCGUAAUGAGACUUGGCUGGAGGCAAUGAUGUUUUCAGAUCCCACAGAUUGCAGAAUGCACAAUGGAAUUUGCGAGUCACACGCAAGUCGUCACAUGUUGCAGUUUUUGUCAUUAAGGUUGGCUAAUAUUCCUGCAGAGCUUGGCUCAGUCGAGUUGUAUGGAUACAUCGCAGCUCGGGAUAAUAUGAAUCCAUUACUUAACUAUAUCGUCCAUUUUAGCAGGGAUGAUCCCAUCAUCUUGAAGCAGGGUUCUCUCAUCAACAUGGCUGGCCCUAAGCGAGGAAUCGAAUUGGUUGGUACUAUUCUAAUCGAAUAUGACAUGAGGAUCAAGGCAGGCGAACAUGAAAAAGAAGAUCUACAGGUGAUUGAUGGUGUAUCAUACUUGGAUAACAUAGACACAUGGGAUCGUACCCCGUUCAUAUUUCGCAUUUAUGGGGAUUGUGGCGCAAUUGAUGUUGGUGUCUCACGUCUUAACUUUGCAUAUGAGGCGACCAUAGAAGUUGUCAUAUCACAAGUGCAAAGCAGUUUUAGCAUGCGUCUCAGUUGUUUUACCAGUGGGUUACAUGAAGAAAUCCGGCUCUUUGAUGGUGCUAUUGGUGAGUCACGUGGCUUAAAGAGGUAUGUGGUUGCUGUAGCGAGCGAUGAUCAGAUGGAGUUGAAGUUUACGGUAGCCGCAGACUCGUGCGUCCCUGCUGAACAUUUCUGUUGCUUUGAGGCAAAGCAGCAUGGGCGUGCUACUCAAGAGAUUAGCACUGGUUUUGCAUUAAUCACAGUGAAGGUGACUUGGUCUACUUUAAAUAAGCCAAGAAGAAUAACAACAACCUUAGACUGA